Molecule: messenger RNA, 1125 nt
Organism: Chrysochloris asiatica (Cape golden mole)
Lineage: Eukaryota; Metazoa; Chordata; Mammalia; Afrosoricida; Chrysochloridae
Gene: ADAP1
Product: ArfGAP with dual PH domains 1
Exons: 11
Coding region: 1-1125 (374 amino acids)
Biological process (GO): positive regulation of GTPase activity
Cellular component (GO): plasma membrane; intracellular membrane-bounded organelle
Molecular function (GO): phosphatidylinositol bisphosphate binding; GTPase activator activity
Source: RefSeq, a predicted model, not a curated record
AUGGCCGAGGAGCGGCGGCGGGUAGUGCUGGAGCUGCUGCAGCGGCCGGGGAACGCGCGCUGCGCCGACUGCGGUGCCCCGGACCCUGACUGGGCCUCCCACACCCUUGGCGUGUUCAUCUGCCUGAGCUGCUCUGGCAUCCACCGGAACAUCCCCCAGGCCAGCAAGGUGAAAUCGGUCCGCCUGGACACCUGGGAUGAGGCCCAAGUGGAGUUCAUGGCCUCCCAUGGAAAUGAAGCCGCCAGAGCCACCUAUGAGGCCAAAGUGCCCUCUUUCUACUACCGACCCUCCUUCUCUGACUGCCAACUCCUUCGAGAGCAGUGGAUCCGAGCCAAGUAUGAGAGGAAGGAGUUCAUCCAUCCAGAGAAACAGGAGCCUUACUCCGCAGGAUACCGGGAAGGGUUCCUCUGGAAGCGUGGCCGAGACAACGGGCAGUUCUUAAGCCGGAAGUUUGUGCUGACGGAACGAGAGGGUGCCCUGAAAUACUUCAACAAGAAUGAUGCCAAGGAGCCCAAAGCCAUCAUGAAGAUUGAGCAUCUUAAUGCCACCUUCCAGCCAGCCAAGAUCGGCCACCCCCACGGUCUGCAGGUCACCUACCUGAAGGACAACAGCACACGCAACAUCUUCGUCUACCACGAAGAUGGGAAGGAGAUGGUGGACUGGUUCAAUGCACUGAGGGCAGCCCGCUUCCAUUACCUGCAGGUGGCCUUCCCUGGGGCCAGUGACACCGACCUGGUGCCCAAGCUAUCCCGGAACUACCUAAAGGAGGGCUACAUGGAGAAGACGGGGCCCAAGCAAACUGAAGGAUUCCGGAAGCGCUGGUUCACCAUGGAUGACCGCAGGCUGAUGUACUUUAAGGACCCCCUGGACGCCUUUGCUCGCGGGGAGGUCUUCAUCGGCAGCAAGGAGGGCGGCUAUUUGGUGCUGGAGGGGCUCCCGCCGUCCACCCAGGGCCACCACUGGUCCCACGGCGUCACCAUUGUCACACCCGACCGAAAGUUCCUGUUCACCUGCGAGACGGAAGCCGACCGCCAGGAGUGGGUGGCUGCCUUCCGCAGCGUCGUCGACCGACCCAUGCUGCCCCAGGAAUAUGCAGUGGAGGCCCACUUCAAGCAUAAACCCUAG